UGUAUUACUCCUCUAAAGUACAAGUACAUGAAACUGUGCUUAAGCGCAGUAAUAUUUAUGUGCAGUGAGUUUAAUCCAGUGAUUUCUCAGUGAACGAGAAGCUGGAUGAGGUCUGGCUGUCUGGAGACAACGUCAGCGUGCCAUUGCGCAUCCGGAGAGCGCGCGCUCCAGCGGUAGGAGCGAAGGGGAGGAUGAACACGAUCGUGGAGGUUUUGGUGUUGAUGGUAAUGGCGGGGAGCGCGUGAAGCCGUUUCUUGUGGGAUUAACUCUCGUGGACAUGGAUUUAAUGGACGAUCGUAGUUGUUUUAGUUGUUACUUCUCCUGAGAGACGCAGACAAACAGAAAGGAGCGGGAGAGAUGGGGGACCGACAGCGGCGGACCGGGAGACUCGAGAACCUCACUACCAAGUCCCGGGUCUCCAAGGAGACCAAGCUCCGGUUGCGCGUGGUCUUCCUGGAUGACAGCGAGCGCACGUUCGAAGUGGAGCAAAAGGUUUUAGGUGGCGACUUCUACAACAAAGUGUGCGGUCAUCUGAAACUGCUGGAGAAGGAGUACUUUGGCCUGGAGUUCAGACACCACAGUGGCAAUUAUGUUUGGUUGGAGCUGCUGAAACCUUUGGUCAAACAGAUCAAAUACACCAAUGAUUUAUUCUUCAGGUUUAUAGUCAAAUUUUUUCCACCAGAUCCUGGACAACUCAAGAGAGGCCUCACCAGGUAUCUUUUUGCCUUACAGAUCAAGCAGGACUUGUCUAAUGGCAGUCUGACCUGUAAUGACAACAGUGCCGCCCUGCUGGUCUCUCACAUACUGCAGUCAGAGAUAGGGGACUAUGAUGAGGAGCUGGACUGCCAGCAUUUGGAGAUGAAGCACUAUGUUCCCAACCAGGAAUAUCUGGACCACAAAAUCAUCAAGUUUCACAAGAAACACAGAGGACUCUCUCCAGCAAACUCCGACAUCCAGCUGCUGGAGGUGGCGAGGAAGCUGGACAUGUACGGAAUCAGGCCUUACCCUGCCUAUGAUGGGGAGGGAAUGAGGAUCAAUCUGGCUGUCACACACUCUGGAGUGCUAGUCUUUCAGGGAAACACAAAAAUCAACACAUUCAGCUGGGCAAAGAUCCGCAAGCUAAGCUUCAAACGCAAGCAUUUCCUCAUCAAACUACAUGAUAAAGUUGGGCCCUCGUGUAAGGAUACACUAGAGUUGGCCAUGGCCAGCCGUGAUGUGUGUAAAUCAUUCUGGAAGAUGUGUGUGGAGUACCAUGCUUUCUUCAGGCUGGCUGAGGAACCAAAGGCCAUACACAAAACUCUGCUGUCAUGUAAAGGCUCCAGCUUCAGAUACAGUGGUCGGACCCAGAAGCAGCUGCUGGAGUGUCUGGGAUCAGGGGAGAAGAAGCCUUCACACUUUGAAAAGAUGUACAGUCAGACAGACUGUGACCCCAGACAAUGUCGAUCUUCUCCUGAUCUCCUCACAGAUGUCUCCAAACAGGUGUACGAACAUUCCCACCCAUUCCCACGGUCAAGUCGUGCUCUGGCAAUACACAGCCAGGAUCAGCUGGACCCGCAUCAUCGAGACAAUGAUAUUGAAAUCAACGAAAGAGUGGCUAAACGCAGCCAUUCAUGUGUUGAGGUCAGCCAGAGGCCUCGCCUCCUCUCCCAAGUCACUCCUCUUUCUCCAUCUGUCAACCAGACAACGCCGCCUUCACCCUCACUGAAGACGAGAUCUGCUUCGAUAUCUGUAGUAGAGGACGCAAGGGGGGUACGAAUCGGGACACAGCGCCAAGCCCAGCGGUUAGCUGGUGUCUAUGGAAAUCGAUCUAGACGUCGACCCAACCCCCAGCCACAUCCAGAUGCAGGACAGCAGCUGGUCCUUCUCUACCCUAACAGCCCUGCCUACCAGUAUCAUCCUGUCCUCCCAUCGUUCCCAUUAGCUGGCUCCUCGCCACUCAACCGACAUCCCUACUUGUCGGAAUUUGUUACCGUUUCCUCACUGGAACGAAUUCCACAUACAAGACGGCGGGAUUAUGUGACAAUGGAUGGCAUAACACGGCCAUCUUUUUACCCAAUGUGUCACGAUUCGCCAUCUAGUUCACCAAUCAGGAGAAACCUCCGCUCUAGUGGUUCAGGUGGGCUGGGAUUGGCCAGAAUGUACCAACCAGGAAGCAAUGGUGCAAGACUCAGGGGCGUUGGACAUACAGAGGCGGGUCAUUACAGCGAUGACUCCAACUUCCUUCCUGGACUGCCUCGCCGUGUAGCCAGCCAACCUGAUGUCAAAUUAAACCUCUCGAGGAGCUCAAACACUGCCUUUAACCCUGCUUCUGAGUUUCGCCCUCUUGGUUACUACCCCCACCUGACGCGCCCCUCCAGACCCACCUACCUCCCACUAAACUCUUCCCCUCUGCCUGAACGCCCCAGUUCACUAUGUAUGAUUGGCAGCACUGCGGGAAGCUACAGCGAUUCAGACCCGGAGGUUUUCUAUCCAUACUACUGCCCUGCCCCUCAGGUAGGCAAGAUGGUACGGUCCGCUGGUCUAGCCAGGAUGAGGUUUUCAUCGGGGAGUCUCCAACUUGAUGAGGAGGAAGAGGGGGAGGAGGAAGAGAGGGAGCAUGCAACAGCAAAUGAAACUGCAAAGAAGGAGCCAGAGGGUGAAGAGGAGAAGAAAGAAAAGAGUGAAGGAGGAGCGGAUACGAAAGGAGCGGCAAAGGUUACUGAAGUGACGCUGUAGAAAAAGAUUAAAACAUUAAAGCGAUUCAUGAUCACAGUCAAAACUGGAAGGAUAAUUUAAAAUAGCAUAUCCUCUGCAGACUGUAGAUAACACGAUAAAUGUAUUAGAUAAGAAGUGUGUCGUUUUGAGGUGCACUGGCAGAUGAAAUGUAUUUUUUUGCCUUCUUCAAGUGAAAACCUCAGAUUUUGAAAAGGGGCUACUGUUUUAGUGGCUAUUUUAUAGGUGCAAGCUUACAAAAACAAGUAAAUAAAUAACAAUAAUAAUAAUAAUAAUUAGUAUUUUAGAAAUUAAAGAUGUUUGACAAAUUAAAGCAGACAACAAUUUAAAUUUUUUGUUAAGGUGUUUGAGCCACUACAACAUUAACUCUUCAAACAUUCCUUUACCAGAGGGGUAUGGGCACCAUGUUUCUUAAAUAUUUUCCCUCAUUUCAUGUCUUGAUGAUGAUCAUCAAAUGGAGACACAUUGGUCUCCUGAAGAUGUUAAUUUUAGUUGCAAUCUGGUGACUGUGAAGUUCAUAGGCUACUCCUUAAGCCGUGUUAACUAUAAGGUAGGCCCAUAUAUAGGUGGAGGCACUGUCAUCCUGAAAUAGACCACUCACAUCCCAUACAACUGGUCAACCAGAACAACUUUCUAUUGGUUUUCAUUUUUCGUUCCCUCUAAGGCAGGGGUGGGCCAAUAAUUUUUCCAAGGGACUACAUGAGAAACUGGGACUGCAGGGCUGCAUCAAUUAAGCUUAUUGGUGUGGCCAUCCAAAAAAGUCCCAGUUUCUAACGUGGCCCCUCGGAAAAAGGAAACCGCAAAAUACCCCAAAUGUCUUAAUAGAGUCAACAGAUGCUCUAAGGGCCGAGCAUUCUAGGCUGUGCUUUUCUCUUGAUGUCUUUAUGUGUGUCUUUUAUGCAGUCUCUCACUUAUUGACAGUAUGGUUAAGAAUGGCUCACCCAAACGUAUCACUUUUCCACAUUUCUGCAGACCAGUGCCUAUGUUGCUUUUUUGCUUUGUAACCCCUUUCAUUGAAGCACUCUAUAGCUAUGUGCAGUACAUGUGUGAAAAGCAUACCUAGGUUGAAAAAAACAAAUGGAUGAAGCAACUGUGACGUUAGCUUUUCGGCCACUGUUACACUAGUUUUUGGAGCCAGAAUUUAUCAUAUCUGGACAAGUUAUCAGUUGCUGGUAAAAAAAAGGAGAGUGUUUGGUCACAACCCCCCUGAAAUCUUGGUAGAUAAAGAAAAUCUGUAUUCCCCAAUUGACUGGGCAGUGGAUGCCAAGUGAGAGCGGCUAAAUGAAUAUGGUACUGCACUGAAAACUUCUUUUUGAUUGAUUUGCUCACUGGCAGAUCACUACGGUGAUCCUGUUUGCGUGGAAGACGGAGACUUAACUACAAACAAUCACCUAGUGGUGGUGAAACUCUGAAAAGUGCAUCUAUUGGAAAGUGUUGAUUUUAUCAUCUUUGAUGUUGCUAACCACAGGCAGCAACCUCCACUGCCAGCUGGUAAGGGAAAACAUAUUUUUUGCAUACUAAAUAGUUG
Messenger RNA from Haplochromis burtoni (Burton's mouthbrooder), 4240 nucleotides. RefSeq names its product FERM domain-containing protein 7. NCBI's taxonomy places the organism in Eukaryota, Metazoa, Chordata, Actinopteri, Cichliformes, Cichlidae. Gene Ontology annotation, cellular component: cytoskeleton. The transcript has 12 exons. The coding region runs from base 358 to 2715 and encodes 785 amino acids. Gene Ontology annotation, molecular function: guanyl-nucleotide exchange factor activity. The record is from RefSeq and is a predicted model, not a curated record.